Molecule: messenger RNA, 477 nt
Organism: Fusarium venenatum
Lineage: Eukaryota; Fungi; Ascomycota; Sordariomycetes; Hypocreales; Nectriaceae
Source: RefSeq, a predicted model, not a curated record
AUGUCUAAGCAAGAGCCCAUCGACCAGGUCAAAUUCCUCGUGUCCUGCAUUGGACAUACCAGCAACGGCCGACCUGACUUCCAGGCCGUCGCCGAUGAGCUGGACAUCGUCACCAAGGCCGCUGCUCAGAAGCGAUACGAGCGCAUGCUCAAGGCCCAUGGUAUCUCUCGCCCUGGUGCUCUCGCCAUUGCCAACAACGGAGAUGGAAAGAACGACACCCCUCCUGCUACUCCUACUACUCCCAGCAAGCGCAAGGCCAAGGGUGAGACCGCUGGCAGUGCCAAAAAGCCCCGAACUCCUCGAGCCAAGGCCAAGAAGGAGUCUGAUGACGACGAGGAGCCCAAGCCCAAGCCCAAGGCUUCCGCUACCAAGCGUAAGGUCAAGAAGGAGGAGGAAGAGCCAAAGGAGGAACCGGACGAGGCUGCUGCUGAGUCUACCAACUCUCUCUCUGACGCUCCCACCUCUGAUGAGUCCUAA